Molecule: messenger RNA, 549 nt
Organism: Paraglomus occultum
Lineage: Eukaryota; Fungi; Glomeromycota; Glomeromycetes; Paraglomerales; Paraglomeraceae
Source: the annotation of a GenBank genome assembly
AUGCCAAGACAAUUAAACAGACCGCAGAUAAGGGAACCACUUAUCUUGUUCCUCUUCAUUGUCUUCAUAAUCUUCGCGCUCAAACCACCGACUAACACGGUAUCGAAGCUAUCUCCGCUCGAGAAAAGAGCCGCUGCGUUGCGUAGAGAUCCCCAGGUGUCGAACUGUGGCAGUUUCUGUCCACCGUCAGAUACUACUACUCCUUCACCAUCGCCUCAACCAGAACCUAAGCAGACUACAUCAGUUACCGCUGGUCCUGGCGAGACUCUUGUUACUACAACUGAAACGAGAACCACAACAUUUGUUACUGUCAUCCCAGCGACCUCAUCCGCAGUCACGUCAACAGAACCUGAUGGUUCAGUAACUGUAACUGAAGUCUACGUACCUCCUAGAACAACAACUAUGGUUGAAACUGUUACUGGUGUUCGAACAUUCGCUACGCCAAAUCCGGUGUUGCAGAAGGGAGAGGCUAUAAGAUUGGGUGGAAUAGUAUGGACAACAGUGAUAGUUGGUUUUGUCUCAUUUUUCGUCAUUCUUCUUGCUAUGUAA